AUGCCGUGUAGCACUUCUCCUGAGCCUCCCUCUGGCACAAGCCAAGACCAACAAGUUCACCUCUCCGCCCUGCUCAGUGCCAAGCUGCAAGGCAUACCACUCUUUCAUAUUCCCUCUCUCACACUGUCCAAUGUCUUUUGUCCAACAGCCCGGGCGUUGCAUAUCCCUCACAUACCGCCUGACAUUCAACUCCCUUUCUUCCUCCGCAACAGAAAUGUUAUCGAUCAAUAUGGCGGCAAGCCGGUAAAGGAUGAGGCAAAGCAGGGUAUGGACAUAACCCGGGCUAUCUGGUUUUGGAGACUGGAUGAAGCACGACAGUUUCAGCGCUUCCAUGACACCAUGAGGUGGAAUACUGCCAUGUUCAUUGCACUACUCGCCCUUGAUUUACAGACCAAGAGCUUGGAGAUGAGUCAGGAUACGACCAGGAGAGGCCAUCACGAUACGACUGCCCCUCAGUCCAAAAAGGUCCACAUCAACACUGCAGCUUACCGCUUCAUGAAACAGUAUCUUGCUGCUGUCCUAGAGCAUCACAAUACGCCUCUGCUCUUCGAUGCCCGUGAAACCUUCAUCGUAACCUGGAAGAACGGCGCAUUGGACCUGUACACGGGCUUCCGUGGCGCGCAGAAGAAGUUGUUGAAGAAUCUCAUGAAGAAGCUGACCAAGGAUUGGGAAAAGGAACUCGAUAUUGCAGAGAGUAACCUGGGAAAGGAAGAGUAUCGCAUCAAAGUAGCCAAGUUCGCGGGAAGUCUGGUUCCAAGGAGAAGGGAGCAGGAUAUCCCUACUGGUACACGGCCAAUGCAAGAAAAAAGUGGGCGUGUGUACGGAACUGACAGUCCACCUUGUAUACCCCACAAAAGCCAAGAGAUCAAGAAGAAUGACCUGCUCGACGCUCUUCGUGUCCCGUUUACACCACAAACCAAGGAGAAGACAAGAGACCAGAAGAAUGGGAGCUAUGAGCUCAAGGAGGACGUGAACAUGGUCACGGAAUUGAGGAACGCAAUUGAGGCGUUACAGGUGAUGAGGCCGCAGGAUAUGCUGCCGGUACUGAUGCAUUUGUUUCCUGCUUCGGAGAUGGAACAAGCGGAUACUUAG
Molecule: messenger RNA, 1092 nt
Organism: Bipolaris oryzae ATCC 44560
Lineage: Eukaryota; Fungi; Ascomycota; Dothideomycetes; Pleosporales; Pleosporaceae
Exons: 1
Coding region: 1-1092 (363 amino acids)
Source: RefSeq, a predicted model, not a curated record